AUGGAUCGUCGAUUUGAUCAUAUUCUCGAAAUCUGUCGAAAAAUUUCAAGAUGUCCAGGUGUUCACUCUGUUAUUGCUAUGCAAGCAGCUGGAUUUGUAUAUACAAACGUUGGUGAUACAGUUCGGUGCGAUGACUGUCAACUAGAAGUGUCCGAUUGGACAAAUACCAUGGUUCCUUUUACUAUUCAUGCGGAACGCAGUCCAAACUGUGCAUUCAUUCGCUCGGUACGACAGUCCAAUGAAGUUGUCCCUUUAUCAUUGUUUACUUCACCAAUCACUAGUCUAAGUGGAAUCAAUAUAGAAUCAACCGAUGAGCACAUUUCCGAAAAUCAACAGCUCGACGAAACCGAAGUAGAACUUGAUCCUCUUAAGUUUGCAAAUUCAGAAGCAGUCGAACAAAGUCGUCGUCAAACUUUUUUAGGAGGGGCUCCUGAAUGCCCAUCGUGUCUAGAACGGAUGAUCAAAGCCGGCUUCUUCAGUUGUAAUAUUGAUGAUCGGGUCAUUUGUCUUUACUGUAACCUCAUUUGUCAUCAAUGGGUACCGCAUAGCGAUGAUCCAUGUGAGGUACAUCAAACACUCUCACCCACAUGUCCUUUUGUGAAAAACAUGCUAAUACGCCAUCAAGCUGCAUCUACAUUAAUUAUUAAUAAUAAUUCAAUGGCCAAUCGCACAGCGGAUGCAGCUAGUACAAAUACAUAUUGUUCAAAUGAAAUAGUACCAAUACUGCCUCUUAAUACAGCCUACGCAGAUAUUCCAAAACGUGUCGCAUCAUUUGCCACUUGGUCGAAUGGGGCUCUGCCCACUGUUGAUGAGUUCGUUCGCGCAGGGUUCUUUUAUACUCGUACUGGUUCAAUUGUUUCCUGUUUUUACUGUCAUGGAAGGUUAAAUAAUUGGAAUGACAGUCACAAUCCAAUGAUUGAACAUGCCAGAUGGUUUCCGCACUGUGCGUACGCUAAACAGCUCUGUGGAGAUACUCUUCAUCGAACAAUACAGGAAUCGACACGAGAUACACAAAGAUCCAGACGAGCCAGUAAUUCAAUAAGAAAUAAUACUAUUGAUGGUCAAAAGUUAGACAUACCUGAUGAAAAGACACUAUCACAUCUGGUAACUCUUCGCCUGAACUGGCCCAUGUCUAAAAAAUUGCUUGCUCAAAAAUUUCAUGUUUCAAUUAUCAAGCUUUGUUGGGAGAAUCAACUGCGAUUAAAACAGCUUGACUUUAAAUCUGAAUCCGAUUUACUCGUGGCUUGUAUUAUUCUUCAAAGACAAAGAAUUCAUAUCGAUAAAAGAAAAGAGCAUAUUAUUAUUCCUGCUGAGCGAAUGAAUCAAAUUCAUAAAAGACAACAACAAUUAGGAGUCCAUGCUGCUGUAUUACCAAUACCGACCCAAGUGACAGCACCGCCAACAAAUGCGUUUAAUACUACUGAUAUUGGAACGGGUGUAUCACCGGAAUCAUCGACAGAUCAAGCCAUUCCAAGAGAAUUAACGCCAGCAACUCUGUGUAUGGUCUGCAUAAGUGAAGAAAGAUGUCUCGCUUUUAUUCCGUGUGGUCAUAUGGGUACUUGUCUUGCAUGCCGUCAUUCACUUAGUUCAUGCCGUAUAUGUGGACAAAACAUCGAAGCAUUUGUUCGUAUAUACGUUUCAUGA
Molecule: messenger RNA, 1644 nt
Organism: Rotaria sp. Silwood1
Lineage: Eukaryota; Metazoa; Rotifera; Eurotatoria; Philodinida; Philodinidae
Source: the annotation of a GenBank genome assembly